Molecule: messenger RNA, 856 nt
Organism: Pneumocystis murina B123
Lineage: Eukaryota; Fungi; Ascomycota; Pneumocystomycetes; Pneumocystales; Pneumocystaceae
Exons: 5
Coding region: 104-856 (250 amino acids)
Molecular function (GO): protein binding
Source: RefSeq, a predicted model, not a curated record
AAAAAUUGGCUGAAUAAAAGCUAAAUAUUUAAAGAAUAUAAGUUCAAAUAGAUUGUCUUUUUAUGGUAUUUUUCGAGUGUAAACACAAGUAGAAAGAUAGAAAAUGUCUUUAAAUGGUGCUGAAGAUCCUGAUUUUUGUGAAAAUUUGGAAGAUUAUAAUGAAGAAAUAGUCCGGAAUGAAGAUAUAGAAAAAUCUGGUUUAAAAAUGUCACAUGUUAAUUUAGAAGAACAAAUAAAAGAAACGGUUCCUUUGACGGAUGAAGAGAAGGCAUGUAAGAUUAAAGAGCUUAAAGAAAAAUUGAAUGAAAAACGUAUGCUUCAAAAGAUUCGGGAAGAACAGGAGGCUCGUGAAAAUGAACUAAUUCGUCGUAAAAGAGAUCGGGAAUAUGUGCAAUUAAUCGAAGAACAGAAAAGACUAGCACAUUUGAGAGAAAUUCAGUUAAGAAAAGAAGAAAAAAGACAAGAUCUUCUUGAAAAAAAGCGAAUUAAAGAGCUAAUUGAAGCAGAUAAGCGUGAGCGUAAAGAACGGGCGGAACAAACUUUGGCUAUGAAAAAUACUGCAUCACAAAAUUUCUCACCAGCUGUUCCAAAAUCAAUGAUUAAUUCAUAUAAUACAUCUCGGUUACAGAUACGUGUUGAAGCAGGAAAAGAGUGCUCUUUGAUUAUUCGUGUAUUUUCUUCAGAAGAUACAUUAAGAUUUGUAGCUGAAAGCAUAUUUCCGGAAUCAGGAAUUAGCCCUGAUAUGGCUAUUUUUGUUUCAACUUAUCCAAAAAGAGAAUAUUUUGGAAAUGAUCUAGAUAAGAAUCUUAGAGAACUUCAAUUAGUUCCAUCUUGUGUACUUUUUCUUCGAUCCUAA